AAUGCCGCAACACCCUCGGAAUAUGAUUCUAUCCACUAAUUGAGGCUCGCCAAAAGGUGAAUCUUUAUUCCUUUACUUUGCCUCUCCUCUCUCGCAGUCUACUCUUGUCUCUUGGCACUUUCUGCUCUUCUUUCCGUCGCCCCAGUGAGCUAAAGUCAUGGCUGAUAUCUCAAAACUCAAGACCAGCAUGGAGGGGAUCGUCUUGCCCGACGCAGCCCCCAAAUGCAAGUGGUCGCUUGACAAGAAGGACGCUUCGUGCCCUGUUCCACACACAUUCAAUCCUCCAAGGAAGGCAGUCUCUCAUUGCUCUGUUUUGCCCAGUGUCUUGGAUGCAUAUGGACACACUCCGUUGAUCCAGUUGAACAAAAUUGCCAAAAGCGAAGGAAUUGAAUGUGAACUCCUUGCCAAGUGUGAGUUUAUGAAUCCUGGCGGCUCCAUUAAGGACAGGAUUGCUGUGAGGAUGAUAGAGGAGGCCGAGAGAAGUGGAGCAAUAAAACCGGGAGACACUCUCAUAGAACCAACCUCAGGGAACACUGGUAUUGGUCUUGCUUUGGUGGCUGCUGUCAAAGGCUAUCGUCUCAUAUUAGUAAUGUUGGACAAGAACAGCCUCGAAAAGGAUGUAGUUCUCAAAGCUCUCGGCGCAGAGAUUAUUCGUGUACCAGCUGCACCUUUUGGCACUUCUGAUCACUACAUAAGCAUUGCCCACAGGCUUCAAAGAGAAAUACCAAACUCUUUUAUAUUUGAUCAAUAUAAGAAUCCUUGGAAUGCCAUUGCUCAUUAUGAUACGACUGGAGAAGAGAUACUGGAACAGACAGGAGGUAAUGUUGAUAUGGUUGUAAUUGGUGCUGGCACCUGUGGUACACUGACUGGAGUUGCCAGGAAGAUAAAAGAAAGACAACCGAAUUGCAAAGUAGUUGCUGUUGAUCCGUAUGGUUCAAUACUAGCCAGCCCGCCUGAAUUAAAUGAUGGACCAAUCAAGAGUUACCUGGUUGAAGGUAUUGGGAAGAAGUUCUUCCCAGCUGGUAUGGACAGGACAAUUACUGACAAGUGGUACAAGAUGCACGAUAAAGAUGGAUUCCUUUAUGCCAGGAAACUCAUAAACGAUGAAGGAUUGCUCUGUGGUGGCUCCAGUGGUAGUGCUUUGGCUGGUGCUAUAAAAGCUAUCAAAGACUUUAAUUUUGGAAAGGGCCAACGUUGUGUUGUUAUACUUCCUGACUCCAUUAGAAACUAUAUGUCACGUUUUGUUAAUGAUGAUUGGAUGAUUGAUAAAGGAUUUCUUGAACUUCCAGCUAAACUAACAACACAAUGGUGGUGGAAUAAACCAGUGAGUGAGUUGGAAUUCUCCACUCCCGCUAGCCUCAAGGCUGAUAUCACGUGUUCUGAGGCCAUUAAACUCUUCAAGGACGAAGGCGUUGAUUUUAUUCCCGUCUUAGGAAAGUUUGGUGAUCCAGUGGGUGUGGCUUCAGUUUCGGACAUGACAAAGAAAAUGAGCACUGCUCAAGUUGAGGGAACCGAUCCUGUAUCAAAAGUCAUGCUGAAGAAAUUUGAGAUGUUUGAAAUGACAGGAACAUUGGGUCAGGUUUCACGUGCAUUGAACAGAGAUAAUUAUGCUCUAGUUUCUAAAGCUCCUAGCGCUAGCAGUUCCCUGAAGCACAGUCAAGUGAUAGGGGUCAUCACUGGUACUGACUUUCUGAACUACAUCUCGGCCCCACCUUCAAUUCAAAAUGGCCUUCACGAGUAAAGAAUUGCCACUUAAAAGACCAGCAAUUAAAAAAAAUUAAUAAUGACUAUCUUAAUAACUGUAUAAUUUUAUUUUUAUUUUGAUGUGCAACUUUAGUUUUGUUUUAUUACUGUAUUAAUACAUGGACACUUUGUAUUGUCACCUUUUAUUGUUAGCUGCUUAGUACCUUAUAGCUGUCUGUAGAACAGUCAAAAUUUUUUCAUAAUUAAUCUCAAAUUUUGACAAAAAAAAA
Messenger RNA from Amphimedon queenslandica, 1973 nucleotides. RefSeq names its product cystathionine beta-synthase-like. Gene Ontology annotation, cellular component: cytoplasm. The coding region runs from base 158 to 1741 and encodes 527 amino acids. The record is from RefSeq and is a predicted model, not a curated record. The transcript is spliced from 17 exons. Lineage: Eukaryota; Metazoa; Porifera; Demospongiae; Haplosclerida; Niphatidae. Gene Ontology annotation, molecular function: cystathionine beta-synthase activity.